UGAACAGUGUUUUUGCAGGAACAGAGUAAACCUAUUUAAUUUUCACAACCUCCAACCCAACCAACCUCCCCACCUUAUUCUUUACUUUCCUCCCUUCAAACCCUAGUAAUAACUCACCUUUAAUAUGCAAUUGCCUCUCUUCCACUACACCUAGAAAGCAGAAACCCCCUGACCCAGAUUCAGCUCAAACCCAUCUCAGCCAUGGUCUCAUUAUCCAUUUCCACUCACUUAGCCGCUUUUUCCCUGCUCAUUUUCACCCUCAGAGCCUCAGCUGCAGACUCAAAUUCCUCAUUUUCUUUCACUAAGUUUGGUAAAGAUCCAAACUUUGAGUCCAAUAUUGCUCUGUAUGGAGAUGCCAAGAUUGCUAAUGGUGCAGUUCAGCUCACUAGUUCUGGGCGAGUCAUGUACAAGAAACCCCUCAAGCUUGGUGAAGGUAAGCCUCAGAAAUCAGUGUCUUUUUCCAGUCACUUCACUCUGUCUAUGUCCAAAGAAAAUGGGGAUGGUUUGGCCUUUGUUAUAGUUCCAAGUGGUUUCAAUCUUAGCCUGUUUGGUAAUAGCUCUUUUGGGCUUGAAAUGGGGUAUGGGAAAAGUAAAUUGAAGGUUGUUGCAGUUAAGUUGAAGUAUGAUUACUUGGUUGGUAAGGUCCAUGUGGGGAUUGAUGUGGGUAGUUCUGUAUCAGCUAGAGUUAACAAUGCUUCAGCUAUCAAAUUGAAUCUAACUAGUGGUGAUAGAACAAAUGCUUGGAUUGAUUAUGAAGCGGGUUCGAAAAGAGUUGAAGUGAGAUUGAGUCAAUUGGGUGGUUUAAGGCCAGCUGAUCCUUUGCUGUGGUACCCAAUUGACUUGUCGAAAUUGUGGGGAGAUGAGAAAGUGUUUGUAGGCUUAAGCGCGCAGAAUAGGAACUCUUCUCAAACUUGUUCCAUAUAUUCUUGGAGCUUCGAGCAAAGGCAUGUUCCGGACUGGAUGCAUUCAGAGCCACUAGAUCCUAAGACCUUAUCUAAGAGCUCGAAACCGGUGACAGUUGAGAAGAGAAAGGAUUGUGUAUUGAGGGCUGUUGCUGCAAUGGUUCUCGGAGUUGCUUGUGGAGCAUUGGCAUCAUACAUUGUGUUGUAUUUGUGGAGAGUCUUUGGUAAUAGGCGUCCGGUGGUGCCAGAAGAGUAUGCAAUGCAGCCUCAACAAUUCGAGUACAAGAAAAUGAAGGUAGUGGUAGAUAAAUCCAUCGAAGAUGGAAAGCAGUAGAAGGCUCAUUGUGUGUUGCGUUGUAAAUCAGUAAUUCUUUUCCCCCUUUGUUUUGCUUUGUAUUUUCAGUUUUUCUUGUGUUAUUACUUGUAGUUGUAGUAACAUGCCAGUAGAUUGUCAAAAUGUAGUAGGUUUGGUGCAUAGUUUUUCUAAUGUUGGAGCAGUGGGAUUCCACUUUGAACUGACUGAAAAAUUCAUGGUUGAAACCCCACUGUUCUGUUAAAUAACUCCGCAUGGUGUGCUGGUAACUGCUUAAAUUGUUUGCAAGCAUUUGUUUGAAAUCAAUUUAUCCAUUUCUGAUGACAA
Molecule: messenger RNA, 1542 nt
Organism: Rosa chinensis
Lineage: Eukaryota; Viridiplantae; Streptophyta; Magnoliopsida; Rosales; Rosaceae
Product: L-type lectin-domain containing receptor kinase VIII.2
Exons: 1
Coding region: 202-1236 (344 amino acids)
Molecular function (GO): carbohydrate binding
Source: RefSeq, a predicted model, not a curated record